Molecule: messenger RNA, 954 nt
Organism: Aspergillus nomiae NRRL 13137
Lineage: Eukaryota; Fungi; Ascomycota; Eurotiomycetes; Eurotiales; Aspergillaceae
Exons: 6
Coding region: 1-954 (317 amino acids)
Source: RefSeq, a predicted model, not a curated record
AUGUCCACAACAACCACUAUCCAGGAGACAAUCACCCUUGAUCAGCCCAAGGGCCGAAUGGCCCUUGAUGGCCGGCCAACCAACUACGGCGACUUCCGCGAUGCUCUCAAUAGAGAUGCUACGCCGUGUGACUUGGGUUACAAGCGCGAUGACCCCUCCACCGUGAAACGGGCUAUGCUGCCUGUGAUCAACGAGAAAGGUAUGAUUCUCAGCUAUGGCGUUACUCAUGAGAAAUGGGUAUGGGAUAUCCGAUCGGAGCCUGGUGUAGUGGAGGCCUUUGAGAAGGUAUAUGGUGAUUCGGACUUGAUUGUAUCGUUCGAUGUGGUCAAUGUUCAGUUCCCAGGGCGUGGUGACUUCCCCGAAAACAAACCCUGGCCACACCAGGACCAAGACCCCGAAUGUCCAGGCUUCCGCUGUCUUCAAGGCUUAGUGAACCUAAACCCCGGUGGACCCGACGACGGUGGCCUCAUCGUGUGCAAAGGCGGCCACAGGCUCUCUGAGCAAUUCCACCGCGAGAUGGCCGACGAGCCACGUAUCCCCGCCUGGACUAAAGAGUGGUUCGGGUUCACCGAGAACGGCAUGAAGUGGCUCAAGGACCACGGCUUGGAGUGGGAAAAGGUCUGCGUCGAACCGGGCGACUUGAUCGUCUGGGACAGCCGAACCCCACAUUACAAUGUGCCACCCACAGGGAAGAACGAUCGUCUGGCAGUGUAUACAUGCUACAUGCCUGUUGCCGACGCCUCGCAGGCGGAUUUGAUUCGGAAGAAGGAGGCUUUUGAAAAACGUCUUGGUACUACGCACUGGCCCAAUGCCCAGCAUGUCGCUCCUACUAAUAUUGCCAUGCGUGAUGGCGUGCCUUGCCCUAAGGCUCGCGAGAUGCCCGCUGAGGAUCCGGUGCUGGGUGAACGGGCCUUCCGGCUCACUGGAAUUCCGUAUAUCAAGCAGGAAGCAUAG